Messenger RNA from Pogonomyrmex barbatus (red harvester ant), 3752 nucleotides. RefSeq names its product general transcription factor 3C polypeptide 3. Gene Ontology annotation, cellular component: transcription factor TFIIIC complex. The record is from RefSeq and is a predicted model, not a curated record. Gene Ontology annotation, molecular function: protein binding. Lineage: Eukaryota; Metazoa; Arthropoda; Insecta; Hymenoptera; Formicidae. Gene Ontology annotation, biological process: transcription by RNA polymerase III.
UGAUUACUUUAAUUAAUCAGUAUUUAAAGCCCCUGAGUAAUCACCGCGGCCAUAUUGGAAUCGUGACGUCAUAGACGAGAAAUGACACAAUAAAGUUUAUGACGGUAGUUUUGCAAAUAAAAAGAUAUUUGACUAAAAUAACACUUGAUAUGGUUAAGACACUUAUGGUUUUAAGACACUUGUGAAAAUGGGCUGCUAUCCUUUCCCUUCCUGAUAGUCAAUAAAUAGCUGUAAAAAGCAUGUAAGAUGAAGCCUGUUCAGGCAGAAAACACACGAUUUGACAGCUGUUGAAAGAAGUGAAAAAAAUGCUUUCACAUAUAAUGUCCGACGAUAAUUUUAGCUGUCGCCUAUUUUUACGAAUCUGAUAAGUACGUAACAAGUCAUAUCUGCACAUCUGAUUAAGCACAUAAUAACGAAAAUAGUCGUUAUAAAAAAUUUCGUUGUCCGCACGUUACAGAUGAACAAGGAUGUAUGAGCUUCUUUUUUUCACCACAGUACGUCGCUAUCGUCAACGCGGAGUUCUUCACUGAGUAUUCAGGGGUCUUAAUUUAUUGAUUUUGAUGGAAAAAUGUUAGCUGAUCUCAAUUCGUUGAUUUAGCAAAUUUAUACGUGUAAUUUUUUUACGUGCAUUCUUUAUACGAAUUAUACGGUAGGUACAAAUGUGGCAAAAUGAUGUGUGCGUGCGCGCGCGCGUGUGCUGUGUGUGAGAAAGAAUCUUAUCGGAUUUCUGUAAUACAUCACAUGUAGCAAUAGCAAAACAGAGCCAACUUAACAUCGAUGAUAUGAUAUAAUGAAAUGAUAAUGAAAUAUAUAAUACAAAUCUCAAGCGACUUUACUUCUUAAAAUAUAAAUUUAUUAUAUAACGCGUAGCCAUACAAGCUGAUGAGGCAUUAUUACAUCUACUGUGUAAUGAAACAAUUAUGGAAUACAAUGUAAAUAAAGUAAACAUCAGCAUGACUGAUAUGACUGAAAAAACAGCAAUGGAAGUGGAACUUGAAAAACCGAUUGCCAGUGAUAGUCUGAUUAUUAGUGAAAAUAGUAGCGUAGCACCAGUGAUAAUAGAAGAAUUGGAUGAAAGUGCUAUUAGCUCAAUGAAUGUAGAUAUAAAUGAGUUUGUUGAAGCAAAGGCAUUACAAAUGAGAGAAGUGACAGAUAUUGUUCCAAGUUGUACAUUCUCUUCGUCGCCCAAUUCCAAUAAAGAUAUCACAGAUAUGGAAGAUCAGGAUGUAUUGCUGACCACUGAUGAGGAAGAUCGCUUAACAAAACAAUUUUUAAAUGGCGAAUUGACAUUUAGUGAAUAUUCCUCAAGAAUGGAUCAGGGUACAGAUUUGGAAAUGAUAGAAACUGAUGCAUCCAGAAGGAUAAGUGGAUUUGAAUAUGUUCCUGCACAAAAGAUUAUAGAACAAAAGUCAUACAAAACAAAUAUAAUGCCACAGGUGCGUCAAAAAAAGAAAAGACGAGUUUUACCUCCUGUUUUGCAGGGACUUAUGGGAGAAGCGAACUUAAGGUUCGCAAAGGGAGAGGUAGAUUUAGCAGCACAAAUAUGUAUGGAGAUUAUUAGGCAAGUACCAAGCGCGCCAGAACCAUUUCAGACAUUAGCUAUGAUAUAUGAAAAUGAUCAACCAGAGAAGUCUUUGCAAUUUGCUCUAAUCGCUGCGCAUCUUAGUCCCAAAGAUGCUGAUCAAUGGGUAAGAUUAGCUACUUUGUCAUUAGAAAGUAGCAACAUAAAACAAGCGAUAACAUGUUACUCCAAAGCGAUUCAAGCUAGUCCAAAGGAUAUAAGUUUAUAUGAGACGCGAGCGCAUCUUCAAGAACAGAACGGAGAUAAAAAAGCAUACUUGAGAGGCUAUACAAAACUGAUCCAUCAAUUGGAAACCGAAGAUGGUGAAUAUAUAAUGAAGUAUGCAAAAAUAUUGGCCAAACGUUAUAUGCAAGAGAAUAACAAUGAACAGGCAUUGGAAGCAAUUGAAACUAUUUUUGCCAAAUGUCCUGAUCUUAUUACAUUAGAAGAGGUUAAUAUCAUGACUGAAUUAUUAAUAGCGCUGAAACAAUUUAAAAGGUGUUUAGAUGUAUUAGUAAAGUAUACAGAUAUUCAAAUAUUAUAUAAAAAUAAUGUAGAAGAAGAACAAAAGAAAACAGUUAAUGGUACAAAGGCCGAGAAAAAAGAAGAAUCUGGUAAUGCAAAAGGAAAAGCUAAAUCUCCAUCAAAAAAUCAAAAUAGUGAAAUAGAGUCCUAUAAUGUACCGGAUAAUGUGGUUGUCGACUUAAAAGCGAAAUUUCUCAUAACUCUCAUCGAAUUGGACUAUAUUCCAAUAGCUGAAAAAUUGCUAUCUAAAUUUUACAUGUACGAGAAUCCAGAAAUUUCUGGAGAUCUCUUUUUAGAUAUAGCGGAAGCAUUAAUGGGCAAAAAAGAAUUUCGGCGCGCCAUGCUCUUGUUGGAUCCAUUAGUUAAAAGUUGCAACUAUAGCUUAGCUGCAGUCUGGUUGAGGCAUGCAGAAUGUUGGGUUGGUUGCAAUGAUUUCGAUAAAGCCAUAAAGUCUUACGAGACUGUUCGCGAAUUGUCACCUCAGCACUUAGGCGCGAGACUAGCUCUAGCCAAGCUUUACAAAAAAUCAGAAUGUUAUAACAAAGCGAUAGAAGUUCUUUAUCAAGAUCCUGAAUCUGAUACAUUAGAUCCUGAUGUUCUGUAUCAAAGAACACUACUACUUUUUAAAGUUGGAAGAUACGAGGAAUACUUUACGUCAGGAAUGUUACUUCUCUCGAGACAUUGUGUUAAUAUAAGAAGAAAGGAUGAAUUGAAUGCAUUGGCGCGUGCAACAGGUGUUCGCCAACGACUUGAUAGCUUACAACUUCAUCGUUUGUCAUGCGGGGAAAAAUUGGAGGAUGAAAAUGCUCCUACAUUUCUCGUUAAUGUGAAACCAAGCGAGAAAAAUGAAUUUUUACUUUUUCUACAAAUGUGUAAGCUAGCGUGUAAAUUGAAAAAGUAUGGUUUUCUUCAAAGGCUAUGUUUCACUGCUCUCACAUCAAAGAGAUUUAAAAAGAGAAACGCUCACAUAAUUUUUUUGUGUUUAAUUUCUUGCAUUCAUAACAAAGAUUCAUACUAUGGAUAUAAUAUCGUUAAAGAAAUCGUACGAGAAUUCGUACGUGUUCGUCAGAAAUCUAACUCAUGGAACUUAUUAAAUAUAAUUAUUCAAAGAGCAGAAGAUUUGCGACAUAACAGAUUCAUAAUGCGAUUACUUGAGAGAGAUGUGUUUUCAUAUUUGCAUAUUAUGCAUGCAAAUAAUUGUCUUGUUUCGGGAACUUAUAAAUAUGCUUUAAAUGGUUACAUGUCUCUCUUUAAAGUCGCUCCUAGCGCAUUGUUAGCAUUGUUAAUAGGUGUGACGCAAUUACAAAUGGCAUGUCAAAAGAUGUCAGCUAAGAAGAAUCAACUUGUAAUUCAAGCACUAGCCUUCUUCAAAAAAUAUACUCAAUUACGUGGUAAAGAAGGCCAGCAAGAAACUUAUUACAAUAUGGCACGAGCAUUUCAUCAAAUUGGUUUGUUACCAUCCGCAAUUCACUUCUACAAGUUGGUUCUGAAAGAAGAUGCAGGAGACUUGGUCAAACAACAUGCAAAUCUCUUGGAUUUGAGAAAAGAAGCAGCUUUUAAUUUGCAUCUCAUCUACUUGCAAUCCGAAAAUUAUCUUCUUGCUAGAAUGUAUCUUGAUGAUUAUAUAACAAUAUGAAUUAAAACUGAAAAGUUCAGUCGAUCAAAC